Molecule: messenger RNA, 3050 nt
Organism: Hymenoscyphus albidus
Lineage: Eukaryota; Fungi; Ascomycota; Leotiomycetes; Helotiales; Helotiaceae
Source: the annotation of a GenBank genome assembly
GCCACUUGAAACAUCCAGUUGUCCCUCGAAGGUGAUUGGAAAAAAGGCGUCUGGAUUGACUCCAGUUGGAUGAGCGGCCGUGAAUCAUAAAACCCAGAACUUUGGCACCAGAGCGUGCAGAGGUACUGGUACUGCAACGGUGAAACACAAUCAACCUUGACUUGACCCCCUGACCUCCCUCGCUCCCACGCAUCCCCCCCAAAUCCAAUACAGGUAGCGCCAAGGCAAAGGCAACCUCCCUCUCUCUCAGCCACUGCACACCUGCAAGCACAAGCCUCUCGCCAACACAAAGCGUCAGGCACGAUUGCGACAACCACCAUCUUGAGCAUCUUGUUUCUUCAGACACUACCACCAUAAAUUCCUCCCAUCUGCAAUCAUGGCGAAUGACGAAUACGACGUAUGAGCCCCUCUUCCCCACCUGUCUCCUGCCUCCAAAUCCCUCGUUGCUGACAAUAUCUCUCUGCAGUUCCUUUUCAAGGGUGAGCUUCAACCCCACCGCCACCUGCUGCCGCCUGCUCUUUUAUAUUUCAUCCCCGCCUCGAGCUUGCUACUCCUCUCGGAAUCGAUGCUAACUCGAUAUCAGUGGUCCUGAUCGGAGAUUCCGGCGUUGGUAAAUCCAAUCUAUUGAGUCGAUUCACACGAAAUGAGUUCAACUUAGACUCCAAAUCCACCAUCGGCGUCGAGUUCGCAACCCGGUCGAUUCAGGUUGAUGCGAAAACCAUCAAGGCACAGAUUUGGGAUACGGCUGGGCAAGAGAGAUACCGUGCCAUCACAUCUGCAUAUUACAGAGGCGCUGUAGGAGCUCUGCUCGUAUACGAUAUCAGCAAACACCAGACAUACGAGAAUGUAACAAGAUGGUUGAAAGAGCUGAGAGAUCACGCCGAUUCCAAUAUUGUCAUUAUGUUGGUGGGAAACAAGAGUGAUUUGAGACAUCUACGGGCGGUGCCUACUGAAGAAGCAAAACAGUUUGCAAGUAUGUUGAUGAGUACUGACGCUAAAAUCAAUGCUGACAUCCUCAACAGGCGAAAACAACCUCUCAUUCAUUGAAACUUCAGCUCUCGAUGCCAGCAACGUAGAACUUGCUUUCCAGAAUAUUCUUACAGGUACACACCUACCUUGUCCCCCGAUAAUGUAGCGUGCUGACAUGCCACAGAAAUCUACCGAAUUGUCUCUAGCAAGGCACUCGAUAACGGCGACGCUGCACAAGCCAACCUAGGACCCCGCGAGGGUAUCUCGCUCAGCAAGCCUGCUGACGAUGGCGCAGCCAAGGGUGGCAAAUGUUGCUAGGGGUUCUUUAUGCUGCGUGGACAUAUUCUAGUUGAUUGAUACAAGGCAAGGCGUCUGUUACAUGUUAUUGGUAGGAGCAUUUGCGGGUAGUCACGAAAUUCAGGUUCAAGGCUUUCAUAUACUGCACCCACAAGAGGUUCGGUUGGUUUGUCUAUAGGGAUCUUAUGCCUCUGAUGCUUCUUCCUCAUUUUCAAGGUUGUCUUUUUCGGUUUUGUUUGGUCGCGGUUCUUCUGUGGUGGUUUCCCUUUUUGGGAUAGGGUUUUAUGUAACCUGAAGACUGCCAUGCGCUGCUUAUUCAAUCAGAUGUUCUCUUAAUGCCUUUUUAGAAAUUGUAUUAUGUGCAACGACGACUUGUGAUGCAAACAUGAUACAUGUGAUCUUGCUUGAAAUAUUGUGCUUGUCCUUCAUCACUUCUGCACAGUUUUCGUGGAUUUGACACUUGGGGUAUCGCUGCUUUCACUGUAUAUAAGUUUCAUAGAACUUGAACUUCUGCACAAAGGUGGGUAGCCAUAGUCCAAUUGGAAGUUCCAAUACCUGGGUAGUUGGCAUGCGCGAGGCUGAGAGUUUCCAUCAGGCGCUAGUCUACGAUUGGACAAGCGCAGCCGCUACCCCCGCCGCUGCUAUCGAGAAAUUCCAAAAAAAGUUCGAGCUCUGCACGACUUUGCGACAGCAUCCGCGGAAACUAAACAACGCAAUGGCUUCAGUUUACAAAUCACUAUCGAAGACCAAUGGUCACAAAGAGGAGGAUACACCUGCGAAUGGCAUCAAAAGAAAUAAGCAGAGAGUAUUGAUUUUGUCCUCGAGAGGAAUCACUUAUAGGUAGCUGAAACCCAACACCAUAACACCACCACGAAGCAUAGGAGCUAACUACUGAAAACAUAGGCACCGGCAUCUCUUGAAUGACAUCGCUUCUCUACUACCUCAUAGUCGCAAGGAUGCCAAACUUGAUACGAAAUCCAAGCUGUAUCAGCUCAAUGAAUUGGCCGAAUUAUACAACUGCAAUAAUGUCUUAUUCUUCGAAGCACGGAAAGGCAAGGAUUUGUACCUAUGGAUGAGCAAAGCACCCAAUGGUCCUACAGUCAAGAUGCAUAUGCAGAACUGUGCGAUUUUCCCCCUGUCUUCCUGAUUUCAAGGCUAACAGUUCCCAGUACACACCAUGGAAGAACUUCAUUUCACUGGUAACUGCCUCAAAGGCUCCCGUCCGAUCCUCUCCUUCGACGCGUCCUUCGAUAAAGAGCCUCACCUACGCGUGUUGAAAGAGCUUUUCUUCCAUAUCUUCGGUGUUCCUAAAGGCGCUCGAAAGGCCAAGCCGUUUGUCGACCAUGUGAUGGGUUUCACUCUCGCGGAUGGCAAGAUCUGGAUUAGAAACUACCAAAUCAACGAGUCGGAACCACCAAAAACCACAUCAGCUUCAGAAGCCGACUCGAAACCAAAACAAAAGCAUGGAAGGGAAACAGAGAUUAGUUUGGUGGAGAUUGGGCCUAGAUUUGUCCUCACACCGAUCGUAAUUCAAGAAGGCAGUUUUGGAGGGCCCAUUAUUUACGAGAACAAAGAGUUCGUUAGUCCCAACCAAGUCAGGAGUGAAAUUCGACAAAAGAAGGCCGGGAGGUAUAGCCAACGCGCGGAGCAGGGAAUUGAGAGACUGGCAAAGAAAGGGGAAUUGGGUCUUAGAACUAGUGGCGGUAGGACAAUUCCUGUUGAUGAGCUUGAUACAGGCAAGUUGUUUGCGUGAGUAUUUGGUGUGGUCCGAGUCAUUAAGGCGU